Messenger RNA from Neodiprion fabricii, 5302 nucleotides. It is a transcript of the gene scat, whose product is annotated as vacuolar protein sorting-associated protein 54. Gene Ontology annotation, cellular component: GARP complex. Gene Ontology annotation, biological process: Golgi to vacuole transport; retrograde transport, endosome to Golgi. The transcript has 13 exons. Bases 219 to 3170 code for a protein of 983 amino acids. Gene Ontology annotation, molecular function: syntaxin binding. NCBI's taxonomy places the organism in Eukaryota, Metazoa, Arthropoda, Insecta, Hymenoptera, Diprionidae. The record is from RefSeq and is a predicted model, not a curated record.
CGGUUUACAUCACGGCGCCGAGUCCCGUCUCUUUCUAAUAUUACGUCCCAGACUCCCAGUUGAAUCCGUGGAACGGCUGUCAUUAGCAGCUGGAUGCUGAUGGCCUGCGUUGGCGUUUGAUAUCGUCAACUGCAGUGGUUUACGCGAAUUGAGCGGUGAAACGGUGGACGACAACACCAGUCGAAGUGAUGGUGAGCUGAGCUGACAGGUGUGAUAAAAUGGCGAAAAUAAUAAAGGCACCGGAGGUUUCCGCCGCGUCGUUUUCCUGCGAAUAUUGCCCCAAUAUCACCUUCAGAUACAUCGAGGACUUCAUAAGACACUUGAGAGAGCAACAUUGCGCAAGAGAAGGUGGUUCAUUUGUUUGCCGUUAUGGGUAUAACAGUGUAUGCAGCAGCCUUCCGGUCGAAGGUGUUUCGGAUAAGGAUUACAUAGCCCAUGCGACAAAACACGCGACGAUGCAGCAGCAGCAACAGCAACAAAAGAAAAGCAACGGUCAAGUAACCGGAUCGUCUCCGUCGUGGACCAUUUAUUCAGCUGCGCAAAACUUGCCUGCGGUACUGAAUGACCCCAACAAAGGAAAGCAAAGUAAUUUUCUCACCAAGACAUGGGGUGAUGCAUUUGUUGAAAAAGUUGAUAUACCCAAAAGUCCGUAUCUGCCUGACGUCUCUAUGCAGCACUUCGACAAUUAUAUGAAGAAGAUUGCACGGAGAUAUCGUAAGCAUUCGCGCAUGAACACAAAUUCCAACAAUUCCACCUCGCCAAACGAGUUGUUGCAGAAUUUUCCCAAUCUCAGGAAAGUCAAGUCGCUGGAACGUUCUCAAUUCGACUUGUCGAGCAUACCAAAGAUCUUUUUGAUGCCGCAUUUGGACCUUGCUCAGAAGGAAAAUUUCCUCGCUGUAUUCCCGUUCGCUAAGGAAGGACUAUUGGAUGAAGAUGGAAACACAGCCAGCCAUGCUAAACUCAUGCAAGAGAAAGUAUGGACACGACUACACUCCCUCAGCCAUUAUCUGGACAUCGUCGAGGUUCGAAUAGCAGAACAGGUGGCGUCAAAAUCUCAAGCAUUCUUCCAUGCGAUGACGUCGCAUGAUGCUCUGAUGGAACAACUGACCCAAACAAUCACAGUUUUGAAAGCUUUGCGAGAAAAUAUUCAUCAAAUUGACAAAAGCCUUGUUAAGGACUCCUUAGAAAUUUUACGACUGGAGCGAGCGAGGUGCAACCACUUGAUGGUCCAGGAAAAGCUCAAACUUAUGUCAACUGUCCACCAGACGCAGCCUAUGAUACAACUACUUCUCUCCACGCCCGAUUACGUCGCAGCUCUUGAUCUGAUUUCCACCACGCAAGAAAUCUUACUGCAAGAAUUGAACGGUGUUCACAGUUUCAGGCAUUUCAGUUCGCAACUCACUGAAAUGGAAAGACUUAUCGACAAGAUGUUGUCAACUGAGUUUGAGCGCUACGCAACAGCCGAUUUAAACAGGCCCUUGGGAGGAGAAAACGUAAUUCUUGACGGGGACAAACUGGUGUCGAUCAUAUCGGGCCUUUUGCGGCAGAAACACUUUCAGUUUGUCGAUACGUAUAAAGAAGAAGCCAUUAUGACUGUGAGAGCUGUUACCAAACAAUGUGUGAUAGAAGCUUUGGCUGCCAGCGACUCGUGCAGCGACCAUCUGGAAGUUGGGAGUCUCUCUCUCGUCGAAAGACUGUCUCUUUUACACAGCACCAUUCAAUCCUUCACCUUCCUUCUCCACAGAGUCAAGGCAGUACACGAUGUCAUUCGCGAUACUUCAGACCUGGCAGCUGGUCAGACCAACAAUUCAGUGGACAGUUCUCUGACGGAUUGUCUGCUUUCUCGCGAUGAACACGUUCGUGUUACCAGCAAGCUAUCAGACAUGCUAACUUCGGUUUGUGAAUAUUGUCACGAACGAUUGGGCCACUUGCUUUCUACCGCUGCGAGCGAAAGGGACAAAUCACAAAACGAAAAAGACAAGCCAAUGAACGAUACCGCUGUUAGUAAGCAAAUAGAUAAAGAAAUACAGAAUUGGAAUGAGAAAGUUCACUGGCUUAGCGAUAAAGCAACCGCUCUACAAGUCUGUCAACUCGCUUCUAUGGUCGAAGGCUUCACUGUAACGUGCGAAAAACUCUGCGGAAAACAGUGCACAGCUUUGCGGUCGGCGUUUAAAGCACAAGCAACUAAAUUUGUCCAGCGAUUUCACGCUGAGCGUAAAACGAAAUUGAGUCUUCUUCUAGACUCGGAAAGGUGGCGUCAAGCGGAUGUUCCAACGGAAUUUCAGAAUCUAGUGAGCCACGUGUAUGAAAAUAAAUCUUUCCCAACAGAGUCGAAAUUGCGCGAGGACACUGAGAAGAGCAAAAAGAAAGACGCGGCUGAACCAGUGUCUAACUUCAUCUUUGUCGGAGAUGAGAAGUAUGCCGUGGUCGGAACUACCCUAAUGCUUAUACAAAUGAUUCACGAAUAUUGCAGCACAAGCAACGAACUAACAACGUUGUCAGGAACAUUGGGAAGACAUUUGGCCGAGUUGUUGCGACAUUUCAACUCUCGCUGUUGUCAACUAGUCCUUGGAGCUGGAGCGAUGCAAGUUGCAGGAUUGAAGACCAUCACUAGCACGAUUCUUGUGCUGGCCAGUCGGAGUCUGCAGUUGCUCUUGUGGUUUAUGCCAUUCGUCAAGGCUCACUUCCAAGUUUUGGCCGAUCACGGAACAAGUCGAGGAGUCGCAGGUGCAGCAGCAGUAAGCGGAGGCGUGGCUUUGUUGGACAGUGUUGAAAGGGAUAUUCGAGCCCACGUCAGAGAAAUCGAAGGAAAGGUCUUGACCAUCGUUGGAAGCCUCGUUGGGGCGCAAUUAUCGCACUGGACUGCCAGGCCGCCGGUUCCAUCGCAACCGUUCAAGAAUAUUUCAAGACACGUGGUGAAACUGCACGAAGCUGUUUCCAGCAUACUGCCUUCGUCGCAAGUGGAAAGCCUUUAUCGCAGUGUAAAUACAACACUGAAAGAGAAGCUGAGGGAGCAACUUGUGAAAAUGAAUAUCGUCAAUAAUGGCGGACCGCAGCAUGGCGUUGUUACUUCAGAGUUGACUUUUUACCUCGAGGCAUUGAAAGCUUUGAAGGUUUUACCAAUGGAAGAAUUAAAUGACGAUUGGAUGAAUGCUAUAUGGACUAGAUAACAUGCAGAGCGUGUUGUUUACUGCAUUUUGGAAACUAUGCAGUUUUAUAAGCAGAGGUGACUACGAGCAUCCAUAGUUCUGAUCCAAUUCAUCAUAAAUUUGAUGUGACGUGACGUUGAAGAAUGCGCAUUCGUUCCGAAAAGUAUCGAUGAAUCAAUUUUACUCUGAUCUUGGUGCUUCGUCAUGUGGAUUAAUAUCAAACGUGGAAACCGAAGGAGAGAUUGAUGUAAUUACUCAUUUUCUGGGGGACUGUGAACUCAAACUAACCCACCGUUACCGCAAACUCUGUCUGGUAUCUUUGCUUUUUCAUCAUAGAUCCGUUUCCAUUAAUCAUUAUCAUUAUUAUUCAGGGUAAUUUCGGUGAAUACAGAAAUUUCUCGUCAAGUAUUGCAAUUAAUUUUAUUUCAGGCAUUUAUCUGUAUACAAGUCUUUAGUUAAUCUGGUUCCACUUUAAAAAAGAAAAGGCUUGUUUUCGGAUUAUGGGAUGGAAGAAAAUAUAACGACUGCUGAAAAGGAAUUGAUCUGAAUUUGGUCUUGGUACAAAUUGACGAUUUGAAAAAGCUUCCAGGUUUGAAUAUUCUGCUGGCAUACAGCGGAUUCUAAGUGCCAAAAUUUUCAAAAAUUUUCAAUGUCACUUGCAUAUUAAUUUAUUCUUUCUCUUCGUGAACACCGUAUCUAAAAUUAAGAUAAAUUUCAAUUGGCAUCCUAUUUGGUCAUAAUGGUAGAAACGGACUGUUAAAACAGGCUUCCACUACCAAGUAGUAUUCUCUAAUUUUUUUUCGAGUACCAAAAUUAGGUAUGAAAAGGUUGUUUGUCACCUUUUUUCUUUGUUCCACCUUCAUGCUUCUUAAAGAUGAGAUCAGGUGUUUCCGUUUGUCUGCUGAGAGCUACCGAUGGAAAUCCACUGGUUGAAUUUCCCAUUUUGUGUUCCAUAGUAUUACGUUGUAAUGGAUGAAAUUCACUCAAGACUUGCUGUUGCGAUCGCAAAUCGCGUCUAAUAUUAGAGAGAGUGCAAAUUCGAAAAUUUUAAUAUUCUAUUAUUAGCAAACAUUUUAUUUGGUUGUGAGCAAUGACGUUUUACUGUGAUUGAAAUGAUUAUUUCAAAUUUUUCAAGUCGAAGUAUUCGCUCAUGUACUAAAAAAAAAGGAGAAGAAUAAGAUAGGAAAACAGAAUCAAUGUGCUUUUAUUUAAAUUAUUGUUGUUAUUAUUACUAUUGUUGUUAUGAUGAAAGGUAACUAUUAGAAAAUGCUUUUCUUUCCAUCCUUGAAUUUGGUUGUUUAACAAUGGUAUAAUUAAAUUUUAAAAAACGUGCAAUAAUUAUUAAAAUCGCAGUACAAAUUAUCUUUGAAGAUGGUAUACACAGGCUUACCAAGAGACAGCCAUCUUGCGUUGAUAGAUUUCGAGACUAGUCUUGAACUCUAAUAUUAUAAACUCGCUUGUGCCAAUUAAAACGAAAUAGUCAAAGCAUGAGCCUAGUUGACUAUUUGUAUCGAGAUUCAUCCUAUGUAAAGAAUAAAAACGAAGGCAAAACAAAAAAGAGAAAACAGUUCUUUAUCUAUAAUGCUACAGAGAAAAAGUUUACAGAAUGAGAAAUUAGGUACCUGCAUUAAACAUUUUUCAAUUUAUAUUAGCGAAGACGUGAAAAAAGAAACUUAGCUUUUUUUUCUACACUUUUCUUACACUUAUUUUACACCUGCUACAACACAGGUGUUUAAAUUUAAUUAACGCACUAAGAAAAAGCCUUAACCAAUUACUUUUAAGGGUGAAAAUUAAAAACGUACAUAAAAAUAGAGCGAGCAAUCUUUGAUAUACCAUGGCUUUAAAUCUGUAAAUGACUGCAGGCACUGUUGCUAAACAUGUUACAAAAAAAUCGCGUCCGAUAUUCUGAUAUUAAACUAGCGAAAAGGUUAAAAAAUUUACCUUCUACAAUGCAUCCAAAUCACAUUCCGUGACAUAUUAUGAAUGUAAAUAAAGUUCAUCUUGUACAAGGUGCCUCAGACUGAUCCGAUAAUUAGUGAUACGUACCUGUGAAUUAUUGUUCGCUUCUCAAUUACACCGCGAAGUUUGUAGUCGAAGGACCAAAAUAUCAACAAGAAAUUAAUACUAGUUCUACACAUUUCUUCGUGUUAUUU